AUGAACGGACACGCUACUUCCAAGGUGUCCCUGUCACACGAAGAGGGCAUGAGUCUUUUAGACGAGAAGACGUUAUCCGACGUCGAGAGCGAGAGCGGUAGGGUCGACCUCGAAUCCCGCUUCGCGAUACCACGAUGGUCCUCGGUUGCACGGGGUGUCGUGGGCUAUGCCCGGGCCGUACCAUGGCGUGUUACGGUAAUUCGCGGCCUCAUCUUCCUACUUCCUAGCUUCGUCCAGAGCCGAUUCUCAAGAGAACGAGGUCGAGCCGAGAAGCUGUUCCCGACUUCCCACCUCGACGGUAUGCGUGGAGUGGCCGCACUCUUCGUUUUCUUUUGUCACUACUUUUACCAGGCCUUCAUCAUCGCCGAGGGUUGGGGUUCGUCGGAAAAGAACUACCACGUCCUCAAGAUGCCGUUCCUCCGACUCUUUUAUCAAGGUCCGCCUGCCGUGUGCCUGUUUUUCGUCAUUUCCGGUUACGCCUUGUCCAUGAAACCUAUCAAGCUUGCGCGCGCUCGAAACUUUGACGAGUUCUCUGCCACGACGACGUCGUUGAUCUUCCGCAGAUUCAUCAGACUCUACUUGCCAACCGCCAUCUCCACCUUUGGUAUCAUGAUGCUGCUGCAAUUGGGUGUUUACGAGUGGACCAGAGACUUCGCCACCGACAAGACCUAUCACAAGAAUGUCAUGGAGCCUCACCCGAAGCCUCUGGACACCUUCUCGGAGCAGCUGACGGACUGGGCGUGGAGCAUGUUCAACUUCGUCCACGUAUUUGGCUGGGAGAAGUUUGGCGGAAGCACAUCGUACGACGUGCACCUAUGGACCAUCCCAGUCGAGUUCCGCUGUUCCAUGUACUUGUUUAUCACGCUCAUCGGCCUGGCUCGCGUUCGGACCGGGCUCCGCUUCCUCUUUCUCUGGGGCAUCAUCGCAUUCACCUACCGCAACAACCGCUGGGAGCUGCUGCUCUUCUACUUUGGGAUGAUGCUUGCAGAAUAUGACCAGAUCAUGGGCAACAACACCCCCGUCGGCGGCUCCAUUCUCCCCACCAACGAGGCCCAGCCGAACAAGAAGCUCUUCAAGGGCUUCUGCUGGGCGAUGCUUAGCAUUCUAUCCAUUUACUUCAUGUGCCAGCCGGACAUCAACUACGAAAUCACCCCCGGCUGGGUCUGGCUUUGCUCCUUCAUUCCCAAGUGGUGGGAUGCCGAAGGCUACCGAUUUUGGCAAUCCAUCGGGGCUGUCUUGUUCGUCCUUUGCGUCAGCCACUCGCCGAGAUGGAAGAGCUUCUUCAACCUGGCUCCGAUCCAGUACCUCGGAAAGAUUAGCUACGCCCUCUACCUCAUGCACGGCCCGGUGAUGCACACCGUCGGCUACAUGAUUGAGAAGCGGGCUUACGCCGUGACGGGAACCGAAGGAUGGUGGUACAACACGGGCUUCGUGUUGGGAUCCUUGGGGUGCAUUCCCGCUGUGAUCUGGGCGGCAGACGUCUUCUGGAGACUCUUCGACAUUCCGACGGUGCGAUUUGCAAAGUGGUUGGAGACAAAGUGCUCCAUCAAACAACAAUAG
Messenger RNA from Colletotrichum graminicola M1.001, 1560 nucleotides. RefSeq names its product acyltransferase. The record is from RefSeq and is a predicted model, not a curated record. The transcript has 2 exons. Gene Ontology annotation, biological process: polysaccharide biosynthetic process. The coding region runs from base 1 to 1560 and encodes 519 amino acids. Gene Ontology annotation, cellular component: membrane. Gene Ontology annotation, molecular function: acyltransferase activity, transferring groups other than amino-acyl groups. NCBI's taxonomy places the organism in Eukaryota, Fungi, Ascomycota, Sordariomycetes, Glomerellales, Glomerellaceae.